Theobroma cacao (cacao) is the source of this 958-nucleotide messenger RNA. RefSeq names its product glutathione S-transferase U7-like. The record is from RefSeq and is a predicted model, not a curated record. Gene Ontology annotation, molecular function: glutathione transferase activity. Gene Ontology annotation, biological process: glutathione metabolic process. Gene Ontology annotation, cellular component: cytoplasm. NCBI's taxonomy places the organism in Eukaryota, Viridiplantae, Streptophyta, Magnoliopsida, Malvales, Malvaceae.
ACAUGUUAUCGACUAAGGGGGAACAACAGUAAACAUUUAUCCCAUAGCCUUUCAAAACCCAAGAAGAACUAUGGCCGAAGAAGUGAAGCUAUUUGGCAUGUGGGCAAGCCCUUUCAGCCGCAGAGUUGAGCUAGCCCUGAAACUCAAAGGAAUACCCUAUGAAUAUAUUGAAGAGGACUUAUCCAAUAAGAGUCCUUCACUUCUCAAGUAUAAUCCCAUCCAUAAGAAAGUCCCUCUUCUUGUGCAUAAGGAAAAACCACUUGCAGAAUCAUUAGUCAUUCUUGAGUACCUUGAUGAGACUUGGAAAAACAAUCCUAUUUUGCCUCAAGAUCCCUAUGAGAGAGCCAUGGCUCGUUUCUGGGCUAAAUUCAUAGACGAGAAGCUCUUACCAACAGCAGCGAAGGUUUCUCAUAGCACAGGAAAGGAACAAGAGCAGGGUGUUGAAGAAGUGCAUCAGCAGCUGAAAAUUCUAGAGAAUGAGCUCAAGGGGAAGGAAUUUUUUGCAGGUCAGAGUAUUGGAUACCUGGAUAUUGUUGCACAUGUUUUAUUCUGGUUUUAUAGUGCAGGAGAGGCUUCAGGAGUAAACGCACUAACGACAGAGAAAUUUCCAAUUAUAUAUGAAUGGAUUGAAAAGCUCAUAAAAAUCGAUGCUGUCAAUGAAUGCCGGAUUCCAAAGGAGAAACAUCAAGAUUUCAUUACACUCCGCAGAGAAUCCUUAAAAUCUGCUUCCAAAUAAAGUCCUGUUGAACUCCUCUACUACGGCUAAGAUUAUGUCCUUUUAAACUUCUGAUGUAUUCCUUCAACUUGUUGAGAUUAAAGUUACAUCGUUUGAUAGAGACUACUUAAUUGAAGUGAUAAUAAUGUACCUUCAGAAAAGUUCUGCUGCAGAGAAGUUUGCUGACUAAGUGCAGACAAUUUCUUUCUUUGUAGUUAUAUUAGUAUAUUUUUCAUGGAUAGG